Messenger RNA from Moneuplotes crassus, 1180 nucleotides. Lineage: Eukaryota; Ciliophora; Spirotrichea; Euplotida; Euplotidae. The record is from the annotation of a GenBank genome assembly.
AUAAAAUUCAAAAAUGUCUUAUCGUGACUUGAGGAAUUUUUGAGAAAUUAUGAGAUCCUUGGGGUAUUCAAGGCCCAUCUCUGUGGAGAACUUCAGACUACCCAAUUUCGAGCUAGUAGCAGAUAUAGCUCUCUGGUUCGCAGAGAGGUAUGACCCUAGCUGAGAUAUAUCAGAUAAUAUCAACGAAGAGAGGGACAGAGUAUUAUUCAUUAAGUCCAUCUGCCAACUGUUCUUGACAAAGGCAAGAAUAAAGCUCAAUCCUAAGAAGUUAUAUGAAGCUAAUGGGUAUGCAGUCAAGGAGUUACUCAAAGUCGCAACAAUGCUUAAUAAAGCAAUGAAUGCCAGUGCAGUCGAUGAAGAUGAUAUUGUCUCCUCAAACGACUUUAAUAUGGACUCUAAGUUGAGAAAUCUCAAACAGGCAAGGUCCUUGGCCAAUGAGAUCACUGAAACAGGUGCUAAAUUAUUUGAUUCUUUGGGUAAAGAGAAUGACUUGAGAGAGUCAAGAGAGAAAGCUCUGGAGUUCCUAGAUUCUAUUUCAAGAAAUCUUGGAUCAAACACCGAGCAAGAGUACAUUGAGAAGUGUAUCAGAGACUUGGUUGGUGGCCAAAGUCAACAAAUGAAUCAAAUGGAUGAGAUGAUAUCUAAUCUUAGACAAGACGAGAAAGAACUUGAGAACAAAAUCCAACGCCGAGCUGCUGAACUGGAUAGAACCGACAAACGUCUGAAAGGAAUCGAGCAAGUUAGGCCUGAAUUUAUGGACGAAUACGAAAAACUAGAGCAAGAGAUCGAGCGUUACUACAGCCAAUAUAUUGAAAAAUUCAAGAAUUUAGACUACCUCGAGAACCAACUUGAUGAAUACAACAAGAGGGAAAUUGAAAAGAAGAAGGAGAACCAGAAGGCUCUCAGGAAGAUCCAAGAGAAGUAUAAAGUGGAAGAGUACAAGACUUUCAACGAAGGAAAUGAAGAUGGUAACGUGAUGAAUGAGAUGGGUUCUACCAGAACCGGAUUCAAUAAAGGCAACGUCGUUGGCAAUCUAGUAGAUGAAGAUGAUGAUGACGAUGACGAAGAUGCUGAAGGAGAAGAAAUUUCUGAAGACGAAGAGGAUGGACCGAUUAAUAUAGAAUCUGAUGAAGAAGAUGAUGAGGAUAUAGAGGAAGACGGCUCUGAUGGUAACUUUUAA